GCGAGCAGUGGAACAGGCAGGCCAGGGUUAAAAGGGCCGCUGCUGCUGCUCCCCCGGAAGAAAGGGCGCCGGUCCUCUUCGUCUCCUCUCUGGAUGCUGGGGCCACCCACGCCACGCCUUCCGUACACGCACUUUCUGCUCUCGACCAAAAAAUUUAUUCAAAAAUUACACCAAUUCGUUCUUAAAAAAGCUCGGACCACACGCGCCGCGCGAUCGGCACAAACAAGAAAAACAUUCCCAAACAAAUCGGUUUCACGACCACGAGUAUCUUCUUCAUCGCGGAAAGUGUUUGUGGGAUUGAAAAUCGUCUACAUUUUCGAUCCCGGGCAGAGAUUCCUCCAGAUCCUGUAUUCCAGUGGUGUGUUAUGCCGGCCACGGUAUCAGCCUGGUAGAUUUAAAUUCCUCCAUUCCCCAAUCUGUUGUUGUCACUCCAACUUUGGCGGCCAAGUUCCCCUCUCACCUACCUUCAACAACCACAACCUCAACCACAACACGCACUAUCAACUUCCUCACCACUCCCCCGUUUACCAAUUCGGGAAUCCUUUCGUCCAUCGCGCUUCCUACGACGCCUCACCGUUCUUCACCCCGCAAUAUCAACCACCACCUCUACCACAACAACCAUCGCUUCCUCAUCACCCGGUCCCGCAGACCAGGGUUCCCCAGCAAUCCUCCUCAUACUUCCCUCCCGAUCCGGACAUGGCUCGUCGCUCGUCGCGUAUCGCCCAAGCGGCCGAGGUCGCGCCUCACCCGCCCGUCUCCAAGUACGUCGACCCUGUCGAAGAAGAAGAGGAGUUUGUACCUUCACCUCCACCUCAACCGCAACCGGAACCACAAGAGGAGCCCGUCGCUGUAAUUGAAGAGGAAGAGCCUCCGAAACCCGCUCCUGUGCCCGUCAAUGUGGAGGUGAAGACCAAGUUUCCUGUCGCGCGCAUAAAGCGCAUUAUGCAAGCCGAUGAAGAUGUCGGUAAAGUCGCUCAAGUCACUCCCAUCGCAGUGUCCAAAGCACUCGAACUCUUCAUGAUCUCCCUCGUCACCAAAGCCGCCCGCGAAGCCAAAGACCGCAACUCGAAACGCGUCACAGCCUCGCAUCUCAAACAAGCCGUUGUGAAAGACGAAGUGCUCGACUUCCUCGCUGACAUCAUCGCCAAGGUUCCUGAUCAACCGGCCAGUCGCAAACACGACGACGAUAACAGUGAUCAGAAUGAACAACAACCGAAACGAAAGCGCGGUGGACGUCGUCCGAAAGAAGAAAGUGAUUAAUUAAUGCCCACUACGAUUCUUGUUCUCAAUUCGCGCGUCUUAUUUGAAACGAACUGGCUUGAAUGUCAGCUGGCAUGCAUUAUGUGGUUUGAGGGACUUUCUAUUUACUUGCGCGAUGGGCAGCCAUUCGAUUCGAUUCGAUAUCGAUAUUGAUG
Messenger RNA from Aspergillus neoniger CBS 115656, 1415 nucleotides. RefSeq names its product negative cofactor 2 transcription regulator complex subunit BUR6 (gene nctA). The record is from RefSeq and is a predicted model, not a curated record. Gene Ontology annotation, molecular function: core promoter sequence-specific DNA binding; transcription corepressor activity; protein heterodimerization activity. NCBI's taxonomy places the organism in Eukaryota, Fungi, Ascomycota, Eurotiomycetes, Eurotiales, Aspergillaceae. The transcript has 3 exons. Gene Ontology annotation, biological process: positive regulation of transcription by RNA polymerase II; negative regulation of transcription by RNA polymerase II; transcription by RNA polymerase II. Gene Ontology annotation, cellular component: nucleus; negative cofactor 2 complex. The coding region runs from base 94 to 1260 and encodes 388 amino acids.